CGCGGAUAUGACAUUAUGGCAAGUGCCCUUCCGGAAAUGCGUUCAGGCUGUGAUCGGAUUUUUUUGAAAUCGUAGUCUUUAGUUCUGUGCCUAGCGAGGUUAGUGAUUUGGACUGCAUUUCCAUAAACAAUGCUUCUUGCCAACUUCUCGGCCACAAUUACCCUCAUGCUGCUCCUGAUUAUUCCGGACAAUCCUCCCGCGAACUGCAGCAAAAUUAUCGUCAACGGCACGUGGCACGAGCUGGGUAAAAUUGCCACGUUGCUUUUGCAAAAGUGUCUGCGACCGCAUCUGCAGCGGAAUCAUUACCAUCAUCUGCAGGAAUGCCUGAAGCGCAGGAGUCUGCUGGCCAUUGAUAGAGCAUUGAGCCGUGACGUCAUAGAGAUCGGCCAAGGAAUCGCUCUGAUGAAGUGGAAAAGUAACGGCACGGAUGGGGGUGAUAGGUAUCCAAUAAAAUUGGAAGUAACUGGCAAAUCUUUCGGAGGAGACUGGAGCAGGGAAUUCUUUCAGCGCGUAAUGCUAUUUUUCAAAACCAGGGUACUUAAGAUGCGCCUGAGUAGUUUAGAAUUUUCACCAGAUGCCGAAGGUCGCCACAGACGAAAAAACAAUAUGAUGGGUCAGUUGAUGAUGUUCGGUAUGGUAGCAGCUGGCAUGAUCGUGAUUCCGAUGGGCUUUCAGUUCUUGGCAGUGCUCGGAGGAAAGGCUUUGCUUCUGGCUAAGCUAGCGUUAUUGCUGACAUCGAUUCAAGGCCUGAAGAAAAUCGCCACCAGCCACGUGAACUAUGGACUGUACUCUACGGGACUCGAACAUCACCACGAUUAUCACCACGGUAUUCAACAUGUACAUCACGGGCAUGGACAUGAUCAUGAUAUUCAUCAUGAACAUGAACCAUGUAAGGACUAUUUCGGUUAUGGUUACACCGGACGUGAACACCACAGUCUAUUGUCUCAGAUAUUUGAAGUUUUGGGGUUAGGGGACGUUGAAUGGUCUUUUCAAUUCGAGGAUUUGUCAGAUCAUUAUGACCGGCAGUGGCCCUACGAAAUGAACUCCUACGCUCCUGGGGACACCCCUCAUCCGGGAGUUUCCUUUCCAAUCAGUCAAACCCUACAACCGCGACAAGAUAUUGUAACUUAUACAAUUCAUGAUUAAUUUGUUGAUAAGGUUUUUAAAAUUUUACAUUGUUUAUUAUUUAUUAAAUUAUUUGC
Molecule: messenger RNA, 1202 nt
Organism: Cylas formicarius (sweet potato weevil)
Lineage: Eukaryota; Metazoa; Arthropoda; Insecta; Coleoptera; Brentidae
Gene: Osi23
Exons: 5
Coding region: 130-1146 (338 amino acids)
Molecular function (GO): protein binding
Source: RefSeq, a predicted model, not a curated record